Helianthus annuus (common sunflower) is the source of this 1380-nucleotide messenger RNA. RefSeq lists its product as uncharacterized. The record is from RefSeq and is a predicted model, not a curated record. Bases 1 to 1380 code for a protein of 459 amino acids. The transcript has a single exon. NCBI's taxonomy places the organism in Eukaryota, Viridiplantae, Streptophyta, Magnoliopsida, Asterales, Asteraceae. Gene Ontology annotation, molecular function: nucleic acid binding; RNA-DNA hybrid ribonuclease activity.
AUGAAAGUAUUAAAAGACUGCCUCCAGACCAGCAAAUUCAACUGGACCACUAAGGCCGAAGCCGCCUUUCAGGAAAUGAAAACCUACAUCUGUAAGCUCCCGACAUUAGCCACCCCAGUGCCUGGAGACCCGUUACUCCUUUACCUAUCUGCCUCAAAGACGACCAUAAGCGCGGUCAUGAUGGUGGAACGGGAGGGGAAACAGAUCCCCAUAUAUUUUAUCAGCAGAACACUUAAGGGGCCCGAGGAACGAUACAUGCCUCUAGAGAAACUUGCGUUGGCCCUGGUCUUUGCAUCUCGGAGGCUCAGGAGGUAUUUCCAAGGGCAUAAAGUCACCUUAGUGACCGACCAACCCCUUCAGAAAGUGCUUAGAAAACCAGAGCUGUCGGGACGACUGGCUAAAUGGGCUGUAGAGUUAGGGGAACACUCUCUGGAGUUCAAGCCCAGAACGGCCAUGAAGGGACAGAUACUAGCUGAUUUCCUGGCAGAAGUCCCUGAGGACGAAGAGAGGGAGCUACUAAAGUGGGAGGCCUUGGAGGAGGAAGAGAGAAAAAGGGAAGACGAGGCUCUAUGGAAGUUGUUCACUGAUGGAGCAUCCAGUGAAGAGGGGACCGGUGCAAGUAUCACACUGGUAAGCCCCGAGGGGGUCGAGUUGACAUAUGCUAUAAGGUUGGAUUUCGAAAACACCAACAAUACCGCCGAAUAUGAAGCCCUCUUAGCGGGAAUGAGGCUGGCACAGAAGAUGAAAGCGAAGCACAUAGAGGCUAGCACCGAUUCACAGUUGGUAGUAAAGCAGUACCAAGGAGAAUAUGAAGCCAAGGAUAGCACCAUGGCUCAAUAUGUGGCGAAAGUUAAAGAGGCAGCUAAGGCAUUCGGAACCUUCAAACUAGAGUACAUCCCUCGUGGAAGGAACAGGAAAUCUGAUGCACUCAGCAAGUUAGCUUCGGUAGAAUUCGACCAUCUCGCGAAAGAAGUGAAAGUGGAGGUCCUAACACCCUCCUCCCUUAACACAGCGAAAGUUGCCACGGUUGAAGGUCCUCAAGAAACAUGGAUGACCCCAAUUAUCAAAUUCCUCCGGGACGGAACGCUACCCGAGGGGGAAUGGGCGGCCAAAAAGAUAAGGGUCCGGGCCCUACAAUAUGAACUGAUCGAGGGGGAGCUAUACAGAAGAUCGUAUCUGGGCCCGUCCCUGAAGUGUGUUGAUAUGGAGGAGGCCGAAUAUGUGAUUAGGGAGAUGCACGAGGGGAUUUGCGGAAUGCACUCAGGACCAAGAACAGUAGUGAGAAGGGCAAUAAACGUAGGGUUCUACUGGCCACGUAUGUACGAAACGGCAUCUGAGGAAAUCAAGAGUGUGACAACUGCCAAGUACAUGCACCGAUGA